AUGUCUGCUCCGGCUUCCUCGCUCAUUUCGCGCCCCACUGGCCUCGUCGACCUCGAGUCGAUGAAGUCGUGGGGUCUUGAGAGCCUCUCCAAGGCUCGUUUCUCCUUUGACACCAAGACCACCGCCGCCACCAUCUUGACGGCCAUCAUCUCGCUCCUUGUCCUUGAGCAGGUUGUCUACCGCUCGAAGAAGGCUCACCUUCCCGGUGACAAGUGGACCAUCCCUAUCAUUGGCAAGUUUACCGACUCGCUCUACCCUUCCCUUGCCAAGUACAAGAAGCAAUGGUACUCUGGUGAACUCUCUUGCGUCUCGGUGUUCAACAUCUUCAUUGUCAUCGGCUCGUCGAACAAGAUGGCCCGCAAGAUCAUGAACUCGCCCAACCACGCUGAGCCCUGCCUCGUCGCCUCGGCCAAGAAGGUUCUCCUCCCCGAGAACUGGGUCUUCCUCCACGGCAAGGUCCACUCGGACUACCGCAAGGCUCUCAACGUUCUCUUCACCCAGAAGGCUCUUUCGAUCUACCUCCCCAUCCAGGACCGCAUCUACCGCCAGUAUUUCAAGGAUUGGCUCUCGUGGGGUGACCACCGCCCUACCAUGCUCGCCAUGCGUGACCUCAACAUGGAGACUUCGCUUUCGGUCUUUGUCGGCGACUACCUCAACCAGGCUGAGAAGGAUGAGAUCAACGAGAAGUACUGGCUCAUCACCUGUGCCCUUGAGCUUGUCAACUUCCCGUUCGCCAUCCCCGGCACCAAGGUCUACAACGCUAUCAAGGCCCGCAAGAUUGUCAUGAAGUACCUCAUGCGUGCUUCCGCCGCGGCCAAGAUCCGCAUGGCCGACUUUGACAACGAGCCCGAGUGCCUUCUCGACGCUUGGGUCCGCGCCAUGCUCCUCGCCAAGGCUGGCAAGUCGGAGGAGGCUGAGCUCCUUUCGCGCGAGUACAGCGACAAGGAGAUUGGUCUUGUCAUUCUUUCGUUCCUCUUCGCGUCCCAGGACGCCAUGUCCUCUGCCAUCGUCUACGCCUUCCAGCUCACCGCCGACAACCCGCACGUCCUCGAGAAGAUCCGUGAGGAGCAGUACCGUAUCCGUGGCGGCGACCUCGACGCCCCCCUUACCUUUGACGCUGUCGAGGAGAUGGUCUACACCCGCGCCGUCAUCAAGGAGGUUCUCCGCAUCCGUCCCCCCGUCAUCAUGGUCCCCUACCUCACGACCAAGGCCUUCCCCGUGUCCGAGAACUACACCGUCCCCAAGGGCUCGAUGAUCAUCCCCGCUUUCUGGAACUCGCUCCACGACGAGACCUGCUACCCCGAGCCCGACGUGUUCAAGCCCGAGCGCUGGCUCCAGAACGAGGACGGCUCUGCUCCUCUUGCCGAGUCCAAGCCCCAGAACUACAUGGUGUGGGGCUCCGGACCGCACAAAUGUAUUGGUCACCAGUACGCGUCGAUGCACCUUACCGCCACGCUCGGCACCGCGUCGACCAUGAUGGACUGGGAUCACAGGCGUACCCCCGACUCUGACGAGAUCAAGGUCAUUGCUGGUAUCUUCCCCCGCGAUGACCUCAUCCUCAAGUUUACCCCCCGCGUGUAG
Molecule: messenger RNA, 1581 nt
Organism: Apiotrichum porosum
Lineage: Eukaryota; Fungi; Basidiomycota; Tremellomycetes; Trichosporonales; Trichosporonaceae
Gene: ERG5
Product: RNA polymerase C-22 sterol desaturase
Exons: 6
Coding region: 1-1581 (526 amino acids)
Biological process (GO): sterol metabolic process
Molecular function (GO): heme binding; monooxygenase activity; oxidoreductase activity, acting on paired donors, with incorporation or reduction of molecular oxygen
Source: RefSeq, a predicted model, not a curated record